AUGAAAUGCAUCAAAGUUGUUGCAUUGAUGUUAAUUUGUGUCAUCCUCUUUGGCAACCUUAUUAUCUCAAAUAAUGCAUUUGGUUUUGGUGAUGUGACAAACGUUGGAGGGGAUAUAGCUACAACUUUGGUCUCAGAUGCUAAAGAGGCUACCUCAAUAGGUGCAGGCGUUGCCACAACCAUUACAUCUGUAAUACCAGAGGUUACCUCUUACGCUGUCUCGGUGUUUAAUGGAGUAACAUCUACUGUCGUUAGUGUACAAAGUGGAAUCACUUCCACUAUCGUUUCUUUUUUCACCGCCUCAACAACACCAACAAACGCAAGCAAGCCCACCACGAACUCAGCAAAUAUAAUGUUUGUUGGAGAAACGCAUGCAUAUUUCGCUUCUAUUGGAGGAUUUAUAGUAGUAUUGGCUGGUUGCUUCUUCUGA
Ambispora gerdemannii is the source of this 429-nucleotide messenger RNA. Lineage: Eukaryota; Fungi; Glomeromycota; Glomeromycetes; Archaeosporales; Ambisporaceae. The record is from the annotation of a GenBank genome assembly.